This is a messenger RNA of Solea senegalensis (Senegalese sole), 5964 nucleotides long. It is a transcript of the gene atp2b3b, whose product is annotated as ATPase plasma membrane Ca2+ transporting 3b. The transcript is spliced from 27 exons. Gene Ontology annotation, biological process: regulation of cytosolic calcium ion concentration; calcium ion transmembrane transport. The coding region runs from base 1121 to 5167 and encodes 1348 amino acids. Lineage: Eukaryota; Metazoa; Chordata; Actinopteri; Pleuronectiformes; Soleidae. Gene Ontology annotation, molecular function: P-type calcium transporter activity; ATP hydrolysis activity; PDZ domain binding. The record is from RefSeq and is a predicted model, not a curated record. Gene Ontology annotation, cellular component: intracellular membrane-bounded organelle; membrane.
UGAGCGUCUUCUCUCUCUCCGCGGCGUUUCUUUUUCUUUUCCUCCCAGUGCCAUUAACAUAACAGUUGAGCGAAUUGGGCCAAAUUAGCAGUCGCGGGCAUCCAUCCCUCAUCCAGACGCCGCCUCCUCCUCCUCCUCCUCCUCCUCCUCACAACAGAGGUGUUUAAACCCUCAACCCGGCGCAUCCUCCCUCUCUCCCUCUCUCUCUCUCUCUCUCUCUCUCUCUCUCUCUCUCCACCGCCGCAGAACUCCGCCGACCAGCUGUCAGGUGACCGCGCGGAGCGGAAUAUUCAUCAGCGCCGUCGUCGUCGUCUUUCAUCCCUCCUUCACUCCUUCGGACUCCAGGCGACCGGAGCUGCCGCAGCGCCGGCUCUGUCUCUCUCUCUCUCUUUCUCUCUGUCUCUCUGUCUCUCUCUCUCUCGCUCUCUCUCUCCCCCCUCCUCUCCCCCCCGGUGCUCUGUCCUCUCAUCCGGUGGUUCGGGACAUUAUUCUCCGCUCCACGCACACGCCAGAUUAACGGGGAUUCUGCCUCCCCGCCCCGCGAGCUGAUGCUGAUGUCCUUGAGCUCGGCCUGCACGGUCCUGGUGGCGCAGCAGCAGUAGCUACCUCUGAACUGGAUCCGCUCGCCGCCUCUGAUUCAUCAGCCGCCUUUGCCUCGCUCGCCCCUCUCUCCACCCGUCCGUCGUCCCCCGCCGUCCUCGUCUGUGAGUCUGUCAGCCUGUCCGUCCGUCCAUGGACUGGCCGUGACCCUGGAGGGAGGGGGACAGAAACGAAGAAAGAGUGGAGUCGAAGCAGAGGGGACGGAGGAAAGGGAAGCUGGAUUCAUUCGGACGCAGCGCUCCUGAGGUGCACCUGCUCGCUGUCCUUCAUCCCCCUCACCCUCCUCCUCCUCCUGGCAUGGAGAAUUAAAGGAGCAGUGGGAGGCUCGGCCCAGACAAAAACAGAGGAACGGCGCUCCGUCAUUUCUUUGAAGAAUAUUAAAGAAAGGUUAAUUACACAUUUUAUUUCUGACUGUUGAGCACAUGAACAUCCCCCAACCAACCAAACCAAAGUGGAACUGAUUUGAGGACAGACUACGGAGAGAGAGGAGGACCAAAACUAAGUGGACACCCUCACUGACAUGUCAACCACGGCCACCAUGGGCGAAAUGGCAAACAGCGCUGUGGAGUUUUAUCCCAAAGGGACUCGGAGUGGGAGCAGAGGAGGAGGACGGGCGGACGGCGCCGCGGGAGAAUUCGCGGUCACGGUGAAGGAGCUCAGGGAGCUGAUGGAGCUCAGGGGGACCGACGCCCUGCAGAAGAUCCAGGACAGCUACGGAGACACAGAGGGACUCUGCCAGAGACUACAGUCCAGCGUCACUGAUGGUCUCAGUGGGGACCCGGCAGACCUGGAGCGACGGAGCCAAACGUACGGCCAAAACUUCAUCCCGCCGAAGAAACCCAAGACGUUCCUGGAGCUGGUGUGGGAGGCCCUGCAGGACGUCACACUCAUCAUCCUGGAGGCCGCCGCCAUCAUCUCCCUCGGCCUCUCUUUCUACCAGCCACCGGGGAAGGACACCGAAUCGUGUGGGAACGUGUCAGGAGGUGGGGAGGACGAAGACGAGGGGGACACUGGCUGGAUAGAGGGCGCCGCCAUCCUGAUGUCCGUCGUGUGCGUCGUCCUGGUGACGGCGUUCAAUGACUGGUCCAAAGAGAAGCAGUUCCGCGGUCUGCAGAGUCGCAUCGAGCAGGAGCAGAGGUUCACGGUCGUGCGGAAAGGAAACGUCAUCCAGAUCCCGGUGGCUGACAUGGUGGUGGGCGACCUGGCCCAGGUCAAAUACGGGGAUCUGCUGCCAACCGACGGUAUCCUGAUUCAGGGCAACGAUCUGAAGAUAGACGAGAGCUCGCUCACGGGGGAGUCUGACCAUGUACGCAAGUCUGCGGAUAAGGACCCAAUGCUGCUCUCAGGUACCCAUGUGAUGGAGGGCUCAGGCAGGAUGCUGGUGACAGCUGUAGGUGUCAACUCACAGACGGGGAUCAUCUUCACUCUACUGGGCGCUGGAGAGAUGGAGGAAGACGGCAAGGAGAAAAAGGAGGCCAGUCCUCAGUUGCUCAUCUCCACAGAUGCCACUUACAGCACAGUCACCAAUGGAAAACAACCUGAUGGAGCUGUGGAGAACAAUCAAAACAAAGCUAAGAAGCAUGGGGGGGGUGUUGCUAUGGAGAUGCAACCCCUGAAGAGUGCAGAGGGAGGGGAGAUGGAGGACAGAGAGAAGAAGAAGACCAACGUUCCAAAGAAGGAGAAGAGCGUGUUACAGGGCAAACUCACCAAACUGGCCGUUCAGAUCGGAAAAGCAGGUUUGGUGAUGUCAGCCAUCACCGUCAUCAUCCUGGUGCUCUUCUUUGUCAUCAACACGUUUGUCGUCGAAGGUCAGACUUGGUUGGCGGAGUGUACUCCAGUCUACAUCCAGUACUUUGUCAAGUUCUUCAUCAUCGGAGUCACUGUGUUGGUGGUGGCUGUGCCAGAGGGUUUACCGCUCGCUGUCACCAUUUCUCUGGCUUACUCUGUCAAGAAAAUGAUGAAGGACAACAACCUUGUGCGCCACUUGGAUGCGUGCGAGACCAUGGGCAACGCCACGGCCAUCUGCUCCGAUAAGACCGGCACCCUCACCACCAACCGCAUGACUGUGGUCCAGACUUACCUAGGUGAUGUGCACCACCGUGUCAUCCCUGACCCUGGACAGAUCAACCCCCGGACUGUGGACUUAUUAGUCAACGCUAUUGCUAUCAACAGCGCCUACACUUCCAAGAUCUUACCACCUGAUGUGGAGGGAGGUUUGGCCAAGCAGGUGGGCAACAAGACAGAGUGUGGUCUGUUGGGGUUUGUUUUAGACCUUCAGCAGGACUACGCCCGGGUCAGAGAGCAGAUCCCUGAGGAGAGACUGUACAAGGUGUACACAUUCAACUCUGUGCGUAAAUCCAUGAGCACGGUGAUCAAGCUGCCCGACGGUUCCUUCCGCCUCUACAGCAAAGGAGCUUCUGAAAUUGUACUGAAGAAAUGUUCCUCCGUCCUUGAUGCCAACGGUGAGCCGCGCAGUUUCAGACCACGUGACAGGGACGAGAUGGUCAAACAGGUGAUUGAGCCGAUGGCAUGCGAGGGCUUGAGGACCAUCUGCAUCGCGUACCGUGACCUGCCAGGCAAUCCGGAGCCAGACUGGGAAAGUGAGGCCGACAUAGUGACCGAUUUGACCUGCAUCACCGUGGUUGGGAUAGAGGACCCAGUGCGGCCUGAGGUGCCUGAGGCCAUCCGUAAGUGUCAGCGUGCAGGCAUCACGGUGCGAAUGGUGACCGGCGAUAACAUUAACACAGCCAGGGCCAUUGCUGCUAAAUGUGGCAUCAUCCAACCCGGGGAUGAUUUUAUUUGUCUAGAGGGCAAAGACUUCAACCGACGAAUCAGGAACGAGAAGGGAGAGAUCGAACAGGAACGCAUCGACAAAAUCUGGCCCAAACUCCGCGUUUUGGCUCGAUCCUCGCCGACAGACAAACACACGCUGGUUAAAGGCAUCAUUGACAGCACCGUCAUAGAACAGAGGCAGGUUGUCGCGGUAACGGGGGACGGAACUAAUGACGGACCCGCUUUGAAGAAGGCUGAUGUGGGCUUCGCCAUGGGUAUCGCGGGGACAGACGUCGCGAAGGAGGCGUCUGACAUCAUCCUGACGGAUGACAACUUCACCAGCAUUGUCAAGGCGGUGAUGUGGGGGCGAAACGUCUACGACAGCAUUUCCAAGUUCCUGCAGUUCCAGCUCACGGUCAACGUGGUGGCUGUCAUCGUGGCCUUCACCGGGGCCUGCAUCACUCAGGACUCUCCUCUGAAGGCCGUGCAGAUGCUGUGGGUGAAUCUGAUCAUGGACACGUUCGCGUCUUUGGCUCUGGCCACCGAGCCCCCCACUGAGGCCCUGUUGCUACGGAAACCUUACGGCCGAAACAACCCACUCAUCUCACUGACCAUGAUGAAGAACAUCCUGGGCCAUGGAGUGUACCAGCUGGUCAUCAUCUUUACCCUGUUGUUUAUAGGCGAGCGCAUGUUCAACAUCGACUGCGGCCGCAACGCUCCGCUGCACUCGCCUCCCUCCGAGCACUACACCAUCAUCUUCAACACGUUCGUCCUCAUGCAGCUGUUCAACGAGAUCAACGCGCGCAAGAUCCACGGGGAGAGGAACGUGUUUGACGGCAUCUUCGGCAACCCCAUCUUCUGUUCCAUUGUGCUGGGGACGUUCGCUGUGCAGAUCGUGAUCGUGCAGUGGGGAGGGAAGCCCUUCAGCUGUGCCCCUCUCAACAUCGAGCAGUGGCUCUGGUGUCUCUUCGUGGGUGUUGGAGAGCUGCUCUGGGGGCAGGUGAUUGCCACAGUGCCGACAGAGCGGCUUCCGUGCCUGAAGGAGGCGGGGCUGGGCCUCGAGCCCAGCGAGGAGGAAGGGGAGGAGCUGGCAGAGGACGAGGAGGAGAUCGACUGUGCCGAGAGAGAGCUGCGCCGCGGACAGAUCCUCUGGUUCAGAGGCCUCAACCGCAUCCAGACUCAGAUGGAGGUAGUGAGCACGUUCAAGCGAAGCGGUUCGUUUCAGGGAGCGGUGAGACGGCGCUCCUCCGUGCUCAGUCAGCUCCACGACAUGCGAGUGGUGAAAGCAUUCCGUAGUUCGCUGUACGAGGGCCGGGAGAAACCGGAAUCCCGCAACUCCAUCCACAACUUCAUGGCCCACCCGGAGUUCCUCAUCAACGACCUCAUCCACAACAUUCCGCUGAUCGACGACACUGACGUGGACGACGAAUCAGAGCUCAGCAGAUACCAGCACCUGCACCCGGCCCUCCGCAAGCCGCCGCCCCCUCCCACCCAGCCCCAGCCCCCAGCACGCACCCGCCCCACCCGCCCCUAUCGGCAGUACAGCCUCCCGGUGACUCCGUGCAACCGAAACAACAACAACAACAGCAGCAGCAGCAGCAGCAGCAGUUCAGCGGUCACCCACGGCAACAACAGCAACAACAGCACCAAUGCAGUUACUCCCAGCAAUCGGAGCCCUCACCACCACAACCACCACCACCACCAAUACCGCCAUAACCAUCAUGGCAGGGACAGGCCAGUGAAACCCUCCGCCCCUCACCUGGCUCACCUUUACUGUGUGGAGACCUCCUUAUAACUGAUCUGAACGUGGGUCUGGCGGGGGAGUGGAGAAGGGGAACGGAGUCUUGGUUGGGGGGGAGAAAAAGGGGAGUGGAGGAGAGGGCCGAGGACACACAUGACAUUUCCAUCUCUUAUAUCAAGCUACCAGGAAGGAGUGAAGGACAAGGGAGGCACAGGAGGGAGUGGACAAUGGCUGGAGACUUCUGCUGCUCGCGGCUCCCUGAGAACAUUGCAGCUUUCCCUCCCUUCGCCCUCGCUCCGGCCCUCUCAGCCGAGAAACCCCCUCAACCCCCCGACACAACAGCCGCUCACCCCCCCCUCUCCACCCUCAAACCCCACCGUUCCCGUCCAUGACCCUGCUCGAAGAACCCGCCCACCUCACCCCUGCCUGACCUCAUGCACACUCGUCACACAUACGCACAGGUCUGCUCUCGCUGCGUUGUCCUGAGCUAAGGACAGUUGGCUAAGGAGGGAGGCGGGGACAGACAUCCAAAACAAAAAAAACAUAAAAAAAAAGAAAGAAAACACGACAUCCUUCAAUGCUUCAACAGGAACAGGACCAUGAGGCCGCGGGGGCUGACUCACUCUGUUUCUAUCAGUGUUCCAUCAUUAACGUCGUUAUCAUAACCCAACACACUUACACACCUGCCAUGGCACCGUCACUUAUCUACAGCCACUCCUUUGCUUGUGUUAUGAGGCUUUUGUGAAAGCUUUAACUGUAGACUUCACUCAUUCUCGCCCCUCUGAUUCGCUCAUUUCUCAGCAUAGCGUUGCUCGUUCUUUCUUAUUUUUUAAAUCUUAUUUUUCCUUUAA